AUGGUUACCUCAACCUGGCGGGGCAGCAAAGGCCUGCAAGUAGACAUCUCCGCGGAGACCGAAGAUGAGUUUGCAGCGGACGAUCUCCUCUCCCCGCAAGCCCCGGGAGGAUUCAGCGGGCUGUCCAUGGGAUGGGGGAAGCUGCCGACGGGGGACGACUUGGUGCUGGAGGGGGAGCUGGAGAAGCAGACUCUGGAGCUGACUUGGCGGCCGAGGUAUGUAGCGCUCGGUAGAGACGCCAUCUCCUUCGCGCGGAGACCAGGGGCAGAAGUCUCGGACGUGAUCCCGAUCAUGGACGUGGUGACGGUCUCGAUGGAGCAUGAGGAAGAGUUCCUCGCGCAUGCCCGCGCUGACAAGAAGCAGUCCUCCAGCACGUUCAUGCUGGGGAACGUGGGAGAGACCCCUCCCUCGAAGGCACGGGUUUUCAACAUCUUCACAGUGGCAAACGGGUUCAAUAGCGGGAGGACCUACACCCUCCGAGCUUCCAGCAACGAGGCGUGCAUGCUGUGGUCGCGUGCUAUCCAGGACUGCAAGAGGCAGGAGGAGAAGAGGCUCAAGUCCAUGCAGGGGAAGCGGUCGAGACUUCAGUACCGUGUCAGGACGAUCUACACGUCCUCUCCCGUCCAGUUUUUCCUUGCCUUCCUCAUCAUGUUCAACUUUCUCGUCAGUGUUUUCAACUACCAGCUGCUCCCAACGAGCGGGAGCAGCACGUCCCAUGUGUUCGAUUCCCUCGAGAUCUUCUUCAUAGUCAUCUUCUCCUUGGAGCUCGUCGCAAACCUGAUAUCAACCGGCCCCCUUUCCUUCUUCCUGGACGGUUGGAAUGUCUUCGACUUCAUCGUCGUCGUGAUCUCCAUCGUUUCUCUCAUGAUCCAGAACCUCCCUGGAGUGAGCCUCCUCCGUCUCGUCCGUAUCUUUCGGGUGGUUCGUUUGUUCAAGAAGAUGCCCUCCUUGCGCGCUAUCGUUCAGUCCAUGACGUCCGCCAUCGUCCCGGUCGCCAACGCCUUCUGCAUCCUCCUCCUCUUCUCAUCUCUCUACGCGGUGAUGGCCGUGAUCUUCUUCGGAGCCGAGGACGAGGAGCUUUUCGGCAGCUUCUCUCUCGCCCUGUUCACGAUGUUUCAGAUCGCGACAGGAGACGGUUGGGUGACGAACAUCGUUCGCCCUAUGAACACUGGAGUCUUCUCCCAUGAUUUGCCGAUCAACUUCUUCUUUGUUAGCUACUACCUGAUCACGGGGAUCGUCAUGAUGAACAUCGUUGUGGCCGUGUUGCUCGAUGAGUUCGUGCAGACGACAGCAGAAGUGAAGAGCAGCAUGGCAGAGAGCAUGAUGGAGGUUUCGUUCAAGAAGGAAUCAGCGCUGGAUCCCCUCCUCUGCAACCUCGCGAGCUUCAAGACCUCGGCGGAUCUCUCCGCAAGGAUCUUAAGCUUGUACGAGAAGCUCGACCUGGACAGCAACGGAGAAAUCACGUUCAACGAGCUUGCAGAUGGCCUGAAGAAACUCACCCACAACUCGAAGGAUGCUCAGCGUCAGCUCGCUGCUGGCAUCAGCAACGAGAGUCAUGAUCACAGCAACUCAUCCACAGCAGCUGCUCUUUUCGGGCUGAAGUUGCUGAUGUUGGAGAAUCAAACCAAGCCUGCGUCGUCUGAGGGAUGCGAGAAGUUCUUCUGUGACGGUGGAAAGUGGGAAGACGACACAGAGAGCAACAGGCAGUUGUUGGAUCGAGUGAAGAAGCUCGAGGAGCAGGUGGCCGAACUCUUGGCAGCGUCGGAGAGAAGCGACAUACUACGAGUGAAGAUCGAACGACUGCUGAGCUUGAAAGGGAUCAGCAUGCCGGAGACCAACGGGAAGGAGCUGGAGCUGGAGCUGGAGCUGGAGCUGGAGCUGGAGCUGGAGCUGGAGCUGGAGCUGGAGGAGCUGGAGGAGCUGGAGGAGCUGAAGCUUCUACUGCUGCUUCUGCUACUGCUGCUUUUCCUCCUCCUCCCGCAUCUUUGGCCUCAAUCAAUUCGCAUCGCCUUCUGA
Messenger RNA from Guillardia theta CCMP2712, 2016 nucleotides. RefSeq lists its product as hypothetical. The record is from RefSeq and is a predicted model, not a curated record. Gene Ontology annotation, molecular function: calcium ion binding; low voltage-gated calcium channel activity; voltage-gated sodium channel activity. Gene Ontology annotation, biological process: calcium ion import; membrane depolarization during action potential; neuronal action potential. NCBI's taxonomy places the organism in Eukaryota, Cryptophyceae, Pyrenomonadales, Geminigeraceae. Gene Ontology annotation, cellular component: plasma membrane; voltage-gated sodium channel complex; neuron projection. The transcript is spliced from 14 exons. Bases 1 to 2016 code for a protein of 671 amino acids.